Molecule: messenger RNA, 1645 nt
Organism: Esox lucius (northern pike)
Lineage: Eukaryota; Metazoa; Chordata; Actinopteri; Esociformes; Esocidae
Exons: 3
Coding region: 590-985 (131 amino acids)
Source: RefSeq, a predicted model, not a curated record
UCCCUGCCUACCUCACGGCACUCAUUAGGGAGGAAUGGAUAUGUCCCUUUUCUCUCCUUUUGGCAACUUUUUCCAUCUGCUUGUUGGUCUGUGCAUCCGCUCUCUUCAUUUAAUCUCAUUAUUUAUAGCAUACAUGUCUCAGCAAUACAUUUCCAUGUAUAAAAUGCAUGGUGUUAUACGAUAGGUUAGUAAUGCUUUCUUGCUGUCCUGACGUGACAUUGCGGGUAUGUCGGACAAUGCAUUGAAUGAUGCCAUUCCUAAUGAAAUUAGGAGAGUUCUGGGUGGGGACCCUGGCUCUCAAUUUGUAUAGUUGGCCAGAAUUUAAAUAGGACCAGGGAGAGGCAAUAAAUUGAGGAAACUGACAAAUGACCACUUGACUACAAUACAGAUGACGGCUAGUAACUUUCUGAGAGAAAGUGAGAAAUAGCUUAGAGGAAGGGGAGGGUUGAGUUGGAUGGAAGGAGACAAGAUAAAUUAAAUGAGACACGUUGCCCAUUACCAUCUGAGGAGUUGGAAGAAAAGAAAGACUGAAAGUAUUAGGUAGGGACAUCAACAAAAACAGAAGACGAGUUUCUUAUUUUCAACUUCUAUGACUUCUAAGAUGUCUCACCCACAACUGUUCCUUCUUCUCCUGUGCUGUCUUCCUUUGGCAGCACCUCUGUGCUGUUACACUUGUGUGUUUCCUGCCAUCUCCCCAAUGGACUGCCUGAAGUUUCCUCAGGAGUGUCCGUCUGGACAGCGCUGCCUAGCCAGCACUGCAGUGGGGAAGCUAGGUUCCCUGCAUCUGGUCCUGUAUGAGAAGAGCUGUGCCAUUCCUUCCCAAUGUGGUUUGUCUGGGGAGAAACAUGCUGCGGGCCUGAACUUCACCUACCAGAAUGAGUGCUGUGACACAGACCUUUGCAAUGGGGCUAUAGCACGCGCUGCCCCCAUCUGGAGAGGAGGUGCAAUGUGCAUCCUGCUUAUUUUCACUUUCACAUUGGGCUGAUAUUCAGAUUUCAUUCAUUUUAAAUGUAAAUUCCUUAUCAUGCAGUGACAAAGAAAGCUCAACAUGACAUGGUGUGAAUCCCACUAACCAAAACAUUUUAUUAUUUAAAGUGUGAACUAUUAUGGGUGCCUGGUUUACAUUUACAAAACACAAUACAUACACUCAUACAGACACACACAGCACCAAGGAAACACCCAAGAUGCAAAGGAGAAGUCAAGUUGGCCUGAGGGAAGAAAUGAGUCAUGUGUCUGUUGAGACAUGUCACACUGUUUUAAGGGCAAUAAAACCAGUGAGAAAAACACAUCGAUCCAAUCCAUAACACAUUUAUUCAAAAAAAACUUUCAUUAAAACAUAACCAUGGCUUUUUUAAUAUUUUGACCUUUCUAUGGUGCUAAAAUAAUCAUAUUUAAAGUACUGGCCACAGUUAAUGAACAAAUUAAACAAUAACAAAUUGUGUUUGAGUCUUCUUUAAUGGAAUUAACAAAUAAAAUACAUUUUCGUCACAUACUAUGUUUGGUUUCUGAAUUUUGUCGAUUCAAUGUCCUUAACCAUGUCUAGAUUAAAUGCAACUACGUCCGACUAAAAUGGAAGGUGAACUAAAGGGCAAAAAUUUGUGGAGAAAAAAAAUACACCAAAUAAAAUCAAUCAAACAAAUUAAAA